AUGCUCCAUGAGAUCGCGACCGUUCUUGGGCAUGCCGUCACCAGCUUACAGCACUGGCUCCACGCAGCCGCCGGCACUGCGCAAAGUUUCGGAAAUGCUGGCGGAGGCCAUGACCAAGUGUGGACCUUCGCGUACGGUGCUAACAUGGGCCUGGCCAAGAUGCAUCUUCUUGGCAUCCAUCCCUUCAAGAGCCUGGUGGGCUUGCUGCCGCAUCAUGAGCUGAUAUUUGACAGGUCAUUGGCAGACGGCAUCAACGAGCCUGCCUUUGCGAACAUCCGUCACAUUGAAGAUCCAACCGAUCCUGCGGCCGUGUCUCCAGUGCACGGUGUCGUCCAUGCCAUUAGCCAAAAGGAGCUGACCGCACUCGACUCCUCAGAAGCGCCGCUGUACCACCGAGUGCAGAUGCCUGUUCAAGUCAGCACGCCGCACGAGGCCGGCAGGCAGGACAUCGUACCGUUCAUUCAGACGAAGGACUUCCACUUCUCGGCAUCGUGCCGCAUGGAAUCUGUGUCAAAGUCAUUGUCUCAGCAAAUGCAACAUGUAGAGUCGCAUGGUCUCUGCUGCCACGCGUGGCUCACCGCGCCUCAUUGCGUUUGCAAGAAGCCACGUGCACAGACGGCGGGCAUGUCGAAUCUACUCUACUUGACGGCAGCUGCGGAUCUAACUGUGCUGGUGGCGGUCGAUGACUCCCACGGCAUUGAGCGCAUCGAGCUCGCACAGGGCUCGGUACCUUCACAAGCGCGAAAUAUGGACGAAGUAAGACCGUCUUUGACUGAUGCAGGGCUCCAGCUGAUCCGAGCAAUUUCCCGUCUCGUGGGAUCGAGUCGGCACAGCGACGAAGUCGUUCAACAGCGCCUACAGCGUCUCCUCCGCAGCUGGCGCCGCACUCGCCCAUGUGCGGCAAUUCUUCAACAUGCUCAAAACCAGAAUGCACCGCGGCUUUUCGUGGACCACGUCGGCUGUAAUUUGGCGGAUGUUUCAUGGGAAUUGCUUGGCAGGGCGCAGACCAGCGCGGCCUUUUUUGAAGUCGGAUUAUUUGGCUACGGAAAUCGCAAACCACGCAAGACGCGCAGUGAAGCCGAAGCUGACGCAGAUCCGUUACAGCGGCUUGGAACCUUUGCUGCUCCCGGUGGGGGAAGCGCGAGGUCCUUCCAGCUUCAACGGCUCGAACCUCUGCGCUGGCAUCGGGUCAAAGUUCGGGCUGUAGGGCUUCACAAAAGCUGGGUUUCUGAUUGGAGUAACGAGGUAUCUUUUCGCACUCUAAGUCUUCCGGAUGCACAGGAUGCUGGCCUUCACAUCGCAUCCGAAGGCUUUCUGGUCAAGUCAGAGCGAUUAAUCCAAAAGUGUGUGACUAACCAAAAUGUCAGCUUGCCAAGCAGAGAAGAGCGCAUGGUGAGGCGAGUGCGCCAGUUGUUGGGCGCAUCUCAGUCAUAUGAGGCUGCAACGACGAAAUUGCUGCAUGCACGCUACAGCCAGGGCGGAUGGCCUGAUUUCGUGAAGCAAGGGGCAAAGUUCUCCCGCCCGGCGGCUUCGCGCGACGAGCGCAUGAAGCGAAUGCAACUCGCAAUUGCUGCAGAAGAGCUAUAUGGCCUGGUUUAUCCACGCGGCAAUGAGUGGUGCCAGGGCCCGUUUUACUACGAGUCGGCUGGGCUGAAGACACUGAGCAGGAGAGCUCCGAGUGCUCGCUACGCGAAGUUGGUGCUUUGCGGCGCCAAGGAGAGGAGCCUCCCCGAGUGGUACCAGGAGCGACUUCUCAGGAGCCUGGACAACUGGGGAGUGCCGAGAUUGACCUGCGAAGGGCAGCAGCCCCACGCGGCCUUGCAACAUGCAGGUGCAAUGCUGCCACUGGUAGCGUCGAGCAGCACUGCCACGGCAAUCGCGUUUCUUUUUUGUGAGCCUGGUUUGCAAAGCUGCAAUGGAGCUGUGCUGCCCACAGCGGCAGCAACUGCACAAAAUUGCAAGGGAGAAAGCAAGGGCAUGUGUAGUCAAUUUGCCGACAGUGUCCACAAACAUGGCUGCAUGCUUGUCGCGGAUACAGUACAGCCACGUUUCAACCCGGCAUCCGUUGACGAGAAGCGCUUGUACAUCUUGCACAAGUUAACAGAAAUGCGAAAUUUGCAUACAGCCGAUAUCCAUCGAAUCAGCUUAUGUGGAGCUCGCAGUCACAUGGACUCCGAAGGAACAGAUGCGGUGCUGCCGGAAGAGGAGGGCUCGCUGGCCAAAGUGCGAGUGUGUGUCCGCUUCAGGCCAGUGCUGCCCGGAGAGGAGGGGCCAACCGGACGGAUCAAGUGGGACGAGGGCAGCGCGCCGAGAAGCGUCCACAUCCAGGGAGGCCGCCAUGAAACUCAGAAAGCCUUCCAGUUUGACAGAGUUUUUCCACCUUCGACAUCUCAGGAAGAGGUGUUCAAGGAUGCUGGGCUAGAUGAGCUGCUGGACGCACUGAUGGACGGCUACCACAGCACCGUCUUUGCUUACGGUCAGACCGGCAGCGGCAAGACUUUCACCAUGGAGGGGUUUUCUUACCAGCCCGGCACAGUGGCCAAAGCGCCACAGGUGAGGGCAGAGUCUACCUCCCCCGAGAAUCUGGGAAUCGUCCCACGGGCCAUCCACGGUCUGUUUGACCGGAUUGACCGGAGAGCAACCACUGGCGAAAGUGUCUUCACUGUGCGCCUUUCGUUUCUGCAGAUAUACAACGAGCGUAUCUUUGACCUCUUGAACCCGGUCCACCUGACGAAGUUUGGUCAGGGUGGAGGGCUGCGGCUUCGAUGGAAUCCCCGCGAAGCUUCCGUCACCGUGGAGAACCUCUUUGUUUUUGAAUGCAGGACUGCUGAUGAAGCUUUGAAUCACUACAAGGCAGGUGUGAAAAAUCGGACCGUCGCGAGUCAUCAGAUGAAUCAGGCAAGCAGUCGAUCGCACUCCGUGCUGAUGAUGACCCUGGAGCGGAGGACCGACCAUUCCGUCGAUCAGUCAUCCAAGCUGACACUAGUGGACUUGGCUGGCUCCGAGCGGCAGGCAGACACAGGUGCCAGCGGCCGCACGCUACAGGAGAGUGCAAGCAUCAAUCAGUCGCUCUUCGUGCUGCGCAAAGUGAUCGCCGCUUUGGCCAAGCACCAGACCAGGCAGGCACAUCUUGCUUUGAUUCCGUAUCGUGAAUCCAAGCUUACCAUUCUGCUACGGGACGCCUUGGGUGGUUCUGGCUACACUCUGAUGGUGGCUUGCUUGUCCAUCCUGGAUGCUAGCGUUGAGGAAAAUUUGUCUACUUUGCAGUAUGCCUGCACAGCCGGCAAGAUACGAAAUCGUCCAGUGGUCAAUUUGGAUCCCACCACUUUGCUCAUCAAGCAGCUCCAGCAAGAGGUUCAGAGGUUGAAGCGUCAGCUUGAAAUUUUCCAGAAGUACAUCAUCCACCUGACCGGAAAGCCGAUACCACAACAAAUUCUUCAUGGCGGCACGUUCCCGAAUGCUGACACGCUUGACGUUGCUCCGGAAGCCGCCCGCGACGAAUGGAGUGCGCCAUUCGUUGCCAGCUCUCAGCAUGCGCCACCACCGGGUCCCGUCGUGGGCCAUCUGGGCCUGAGCUCACAAGAGAGAAAAGUUGCGACACCACGGGGCAAGGCCACCACGCCGACAGAGCGGCAGCCGCCAUCUUUUCCGGUUCCGGAGGUUCCCUUGGGGCUUCCUGGGCCGGGCGCGGAGCCUCCCCGUUCUGAUCCAAGCACUGAAGCUGCUGAGACUCUCGGCAUCAGCAAGGAAGAACUGGCCGAGCGGCUUUCCGAGGCCGUUGUCAGCUUGGGGCAGGCCACCACAGAAAACUUCACGCUGCGUCGCAAAUGUGAUGCCGCGCAGAAGGCGAAUGACGCAUUGGAGCUGCAGGUCAGCAGUUUGGAGAAGGAGCUGCUGCUUCACAGGCAGCACGCCUCCCGCAUAGGAAGCGAUGCCAGCGAUGCCUGGUUUGGGGAUAACCUGGCGCAGCUGACCCAGAUGGACGACCAAUCGACAGCGCUGACGGCCAUGCGAGCAGCAGCGUUUUACGACCUCAUUCUGCUGCGCGAGGAGCUCUCUGCUGGCAGAGGUCUUGCUGCACGAUCUUCAGCGGGACUUUCUUCAAUCUUCCCCAGUCCCACCGUGAACUCCAGUCAGUCAGCAGAUGUCAGCAGAACACAGACCACAGCACGGAGAAUCAGCUUUGUACUUCUCGGUUGCGUGCUGUGCGCCUGCUUCGCAGCCCGCGGGAUGCUGAGGUGCAGAGCCGGUCACAUCGUCGAGAAGGUGAAGAAGCUGAAACCCUGGCAAGGCCACAUUCACGUUCGUGAGUGCAGCUACUGCCGGAACGAGAUUGACCGGCACGAAGUGCACUACAGCUGUCCGGAGAAGUGCCGCUUCUACGUGUGUCAUUACUGCUACAAGUCUGAGGUGGCCAAGCGCAAAUCGUCCGGCCAGGUAAAGCAUGGCUGGGAGUCUGGGAGGCAGACAUCGGGAGACAGCAUCAACAGCAAAGCCUCCAACGUUUGCGACAUGAUCAGUGACAGCGGUGCAUCUUCUGCGGGCUCGUCCAUCUCAUCACCUCCGAUGCCCAGACCGGCACUUCCAAAGCUGACCGUGCCUGGAACGUCCGUAGCAUCAGCGGAUAUGCGCAGCGGUCACAGCAGAGGCUCCAGCACCGGACGAUCGCAGGCUGCGCGGCUCAGUUACAAGAUACAGAGUGCGAGUAAGGAGUUUCUGGAAUCCAGCUGGCAGCGCUCCGUUGAAGUUGUCUUUUGGGUCUCUGUGGUCUUCAUCAGUGAUUUCAUUGGCGCAUUCUACUUGCAGAAUCUCACCACUGACGAGGAGCUGGCCUUCCCAUAUCCGUUCUUGACGGCCUGCUUGUCGAACUUUGUGGCCGCCAUUCUGGUCAUCACCAUCGUGUUUUUGCUGUCCAAGACGGGCACGCAGGAACUUGUAGGUGAGCUGGCAGCCGAGGCUGAGGUUGACAUGUGGGUGCAGCUCAUCCUUGGCGUCCUCAUCACUUUCGAAGUUGCAGCUGCCGCUAAGGUCUUGUCCAACCAGCAUCACACGAUGGCAGCAUGGUUCUACAUGCUGACCCCAGUAACGACUGUCCUCGUUGCAAGCACCAACUACUUUGGUAUGGAGGUGCUCCACAAGGAGCUCCUGACUGCAGCCGGCGUUGCAUCAUUAGGUGGCAUGAUGGCCGUGCAUGGCCCCUGGCCAUCACUGGAGGGUCUUACAAGCCUGGAGUGGGCCUGCUUGGCCGUUGUGUUCACGGUCGGACGGUGUCUCCUCACGCAGAAGGUAAUGUCUCCUGCGCAGGGUAGAAGGCCGGGUGCACUCAUCGUUUCAAAGCUGGUGCUGUUGGCAGCUUUCACCGUCGGCGUAGAACUGUCACUGUACAAUGAGUGGCAUGGGUUUUGGUCCAUUCCAUGGCUCCCUCGUCCCGGUCCUGUCUUUCGACUUGUGGCUGUCAUAGGCAUCUGCGAUGCUUGCAGCGUCAUCGGGACAACCAGAUUGAUUCAGAUAACAUCCGCUGCAUUUGGAGCGCUGCUGGUACCGUUCCAUACGGUUACUUUGCUGCCUAUCGAGUCCUUGAACAGCUCCAUUUCCGUCAUCAACUGGUUGGGGCUUGUUCUCUGCGUCACAUCCGCAGUCAUGUACUUCAAGGCACGGAAGAGCACUGCAGAACACCCUGCAGGCUACUCCACACUACCUUCGCAGCUGGCAGCUGCGAAUGCGCCGCUUUUGAAAGCACUUCAGAAACUGCGAGUUGCAUGGGGUCCGACACCACAGGAUAUGUCCAGAGCAGCGUUUCGCACACUCGGACCCGAGGAUGAAGAGGAGGAUGAUCCUCGCAAGCACGACUGCAAGGGCCGGCUGGACCAACGGGAGGCCGUCUUCAAUUUCAAGCAGCAAAAGCUGCAGACAGAUAUGGAGAUGUGGUUCAUGGAGACCGUUCCCGAAAUCUACGGCGCGUCUGACUCCGAUGACCUUGACGAGUCUUUGCAGGAAGAUGCACAGGCCGAAAUUAUUGCGAAGAUUUGCUCUACAGGAGACUGUGAGGCAAUGCGACAGACUCUGCUCGACUGGUUAGUUCAAUGUCCAGAUCCGCACAGGCGCGAUGACUUUGUGGGCAAAGCUGUUUCAAUGGCGCUGAAGGUCAAUAUGGCCGGAAGAUCACAGAAAUGA
Symbiodinium necroappetens is the source of this 6174-nucleotide messenger RNA. The record is from the annotation of a GenBank genome assembly. Lineage: Eukaryota; Dinophyceae; Suessiales; Symbiodiniaceae.